Homarus americanus (American lobster) is the source of this 1966-nucleotide messenger RNA. RefSeq names its product GATA-binding factor 3-like. Gene Ontology annotation, cellular component: nucleus. The record is from RefSeq and is a predicted model, not a curated record. NCBI's taxonomy places the organism in Eukaryota, Metazoa, Arthropoda, Malacostraca, Decapoda, Nephropidae. Gene Ontology annotation, molecular function: DNA-binding transcription factor activity, RNA polymerase II-specific; RNA polymerase II cis-regulatory region sequence-specific DNA binding; zinc ion binding. Bases 106 to 1554 code for a protein of 482 amino acids. The transcript is spliced from 6 exons. Gene Ontology annotation, biological process: positive regulation of transcription by RNA polymerase II; cell fate commitment; negative regulation of transcription by RNA polymerase II.
CCCUGACCACGUUAGUUGAAUAUCUGCAAGUGGAUAGAGCACAUUGAAACGUUGUGUGUCCUUUCCCUGAUAGUAUUUCCUAGCUCUGAUCGGGAAAGAAUCAAGAUGAUGGAAGUCGGGAGUGGUGUGGAGGGCGGACAGGCCCAGUACCCCACCGGCUAUGCGCCCAUGUCUUCCCUGCAGGACUUCUACUCCAACACCCAACACUGCUCCUACUCCAACCCUGGUCGCUUCGCCCAGGGGGGGAUGUACCGCUCGCACCCCCACUUCCCCACCCCCCUCCACUCCUGGCUGGGCGCUGACAAGAUGGCCGCCGCUGCCCCCUCCGCCUACAAUACACCCGCCUCUUCCUGGCACACGCCCUUCGCCAAGACCUACCAACCCACGCCCACACCCGCCCACCAGACCCACCAGCCUACCCAGGGGUACGUCGGAUAUGGGUACCCACCCACACCGCCAGAGGAGACCCCCACAGCAGCCAACACCCAGCAGGCACCACCACCACCUCCCCCACCACAACAGCCACAGCCCCAGGACCAGCCCAUGAGCACCAGCCCCAUCCCACAGCAACAGCCACAGCAAGACACAUCUGCUGCACGCAUGACCCCAGACCGAGUGACAGCCUCGCCAGGGGGCGGCGGCGGAGGCGGCGUUAGCGACAUCAAGUCCGAUUCCGCCUACACGCCCGUCUUCAGUUCCUUCGCCUCCAAGCCCUCACUCUCCCUCUCUCCCACCCACCCCACCGCCCACCCCACAGGUUACCCGGGCUACCACACCCAUUCUUCCAUGGACUUCGCCGCACACACGGGAUACUCAGGCUUCUAUCCUUCGUCGGGGAUGUCCUCCAUGUUCACGAAGCCCUUCUCCACCGUCCCCGCCACCGCCAUCUCCCCCUCCCACGAGAAGUCCAAGAACUCCAAGAGAUCCAGCACAGAGGGCCGUGAAUGCGUCAACUGCGGCGCCACGUCGACGCCGUUGUGGCGACGCGACGGUAAUGGUCACUACUUGUGCAACGCCUGCGGCCUGUACUACAAGAUGAACGGCCAGAACCGACCCCUCAUCAAGCCCAAGCAGCGCACGUCCGCCAAUCGUCGUGAGGGAACAUCUUGCGUUAACUGCAAGACACAAACCACGACGUUGUGGCGACGCAACCAGAAUGGAGAGUCAGUGUGCAACGCCUGCGGCCUCUACUUCAAGCUGCACAACGUUGCACGGCCGCUAUCCAUGAAGAAGGAAGGUAUCCAGACCCGCAACCGCAAACUGAGCCAGAAAUCGAAGAAAAAGAAGGGUAUGCUGGGCUUCCCGGACAUGUUGAAGCCUCUGGACAAGAGCGGCUUCGGCGGUUUCGGGACUGGAGGCUCUGGGUUCGGCUCCAUGUCGCACUACAUGUACGGCGGCCAGAUGCACGGCUCAUCUAUGGCAGGAGGCUUCAUGUCGGGACCGCCCGUGCACGGCAUGUCGGCCAUGUCGGGAGGCCUCGGAAGCCUGGGCCUGUCCUCCGCCUCUGCCGCCUCCCUCGGCUUCAGUUCGGGCUUCUGCACCGUGGCCGCGUAAGACCCCGCCCUAAAAAGACGCCCAAUGGGGAAGAAGGUUCUUACCCAUAGAGCCCGACACCCCAUUGGAUAAUGCCCACAACGGGUAACUUUUGGGCACCCGCCCGCACAGUGUACAAAGGAGCGCCUGUAGCUGUUGCAGCAGAAGUAUCUACAGCAGCCGCAGUGAAGGUAGCAGCAGUAGGAGAUGAGGAAGAGACAGCUGAAGCAUCAGGAGAAACUGUAGUAGCAGCUGUUAUGUUGGCGAGCGACCAGUGUGUGUGUACAGUGUAUAUAGUGUACCAUAGAUCACAUAGAGACUAUUUAAUGCAUCAUCAUUUUCUUGUCCUUAAUGUUAAGUUGAGCAUCAUAUUGCAUAUUGUAAUAUUGAUAAAUGUAAUUAUGUGAUACAAAUAAAGAGAACCUUUUGAGAA